GAAUCUAAUAUAAUGCAUGACUUAGAUAUUACCAUUGAUUAUUCUGAAUUAGAAGAUCUUACGUUUAUAGUACAAGGAGGUUUUGGCGAGGUUUAUGCAGGACAAUGGAAGAAACAACGCGUAGCAGCGAAAUUUGUUAACCGUGAAGAUCCUAUGAGAUCAAAAGAUUUUGAGCGCGAGCUAACGCAUCUGAGAGAAUCUAAAAACUGUGAAGAAUAUAUCAUACAGUUCCUUGGAUUAUCUCAAGAAGAGCGAGAAAUAGGAAUGCCGAUGGAUUAUAUAAAAAUAUACGAAAGAUGUUGGAUUCCAGAUCCUUCAGUUAGACUUGAAAUUUCCAACAUAUUAAAUGCUCUUAAAAAUCUUAAGAAAGAGCCAACUUGUACGGCAGAAGACAUUCAACCUACAG
Messenger RNA from Racocetra persica, 406 nucleotides. Lineage: Eukaryota; Fungi; Glomeromycota; Glomeromycetes; Diversisporales; Gigasporaceae. The record is from the annotation of a GenBank genome assembly.